AUGACUUUCAAUGACCAUGAUAUUGCCCUGCUCCACGAUCUGGUGGCUCGAAACAAUGCGCAUAGUCGACAGCAUUCCCAGAAAGAGUCGACUUCUCUGCCCGAGCCACCAUCAGGGUCGUCCAGUGGAAAAUCAUCGUUAUUAUCGCGGUUGUGGGGGGCAGAAAAGGGGGGCAGGGAAGACGGGGGUGGCGUCUGGAGUGCAGAAACUCCCAGCGGGGAGGACUUUGCGGCGUCGCCAUUCUGCCCGACGACGUCAACAAGCUCUGUCUCCUCGUCUUUGCCAACGCCUGCAGCAUCACCACAGGCAAACGCAGGAGAGGCUUCUCCAAGUAUGCGGUCAACAUCGCAACCACAACAUAGAUUAGGAAUGCGAGCAGCCACGGCUUCACCGCCAGGCUUGCCGCCUGCUGGUCUUUCUGCGUCAGCGCUAGAGCGCUGGUUUCAUACGGGGAACUAUGAUUAG
Messenger RNA from Mycena indigotica, 465 nucleotides. RefSeq lists its product as uncharacterized. Lineage: Eukaryota; Fungi; Basidiomycota; Agaricomycetes; Agaricales; Mycenaceae. The record is from RefSeq and is a predicted model, not a curated record. The transcript has 2 exons. Bases 1 to 465 code for a protein of 154 amino acids.